CGCCCCCAUUCCCCCCUGGCCCCCUGCCCCCGGGGCCUCGAGGGGGAAGAGGCAGCGGUCCGGGACGGAGCCGGGGUGACCAGACUCAAGAGCCCCCCUCGACACCCCCCAUCGCCCGCGCUGCCCGUCUGGGAGCGCGGAGUUCGGAGCGACCCGGAGCGCUGCGGAUACAAAGGCGCCGGGCCGAGCCGGGCUCCCGGCGAGCCCACCCGGCAGUUCGCAGCGGCGGAAGCGUCGCUUGAUUUUCUCUGAGACAAGCCCACUCGUCCAGCAAAAUAGAGUCCCUCAGGGUGACGGUUGACUUCCUGAAGGUGCCUCUUGGCCUGAAGAAGCCGGUGCUGAAGGAGGUGGCUGUGGGGCCCCCCAAAAGGCCCCAGCCUGCGGCCCUGGAGCGCUAUAAGGCGCGGCGUUCAGACGCCAUGGACACCGAGUCCCAGUACUCAGGCUAUUCCUACAAGUCGGGCCACUCCCGCAGCUCCCGAAAACACAGGGACCGCCGGGACCGACAUCGCUCUAAGAGCCGAGAUGGGAGCCGUGGGGACAAGUCAGUGACAAUCCAGGCUCCAGGGGAGCCCCUGCUGGACAAUGAGUCCACGCGAGGGGAUGAGAGGGAUGACAACUGGGGGGAAACGACCACGGUAGUGACGGGCACCUCAGAGCACAGCAUCUCCCACGAUGACCUCACGCGCAUCGCCAAGGACAUGGAGGACAGCGUCCCGCUGGACUGCUCCCGCCACCUGGGCGUGGCGGCGGGGGCCACCCUGGCUCUGCUCUCGUUCCUCACGCCGCUGGCCUUCCUGCUGCUGCCCCCGCUGCUGUGGCGGGAGGAGCUGGAGCCGUGCGGGACGGCCUGCGAGGGCCUCUUCAUCUCGGUGGCCUUCAAGUUGCUCAUCCUGCUGCUGGGCAGCUGGGCGCUGUUCUUCCGCCGGCCCAAGGCGUCGCUGCCGCGCGUCUUCGUGCUGCGCGCGCUGCUCAUGGUGCUGGUCUUCCUGCUGGUGGUCUCCUACUGGCUCUUCUACGGCGUGCGCAUCCUGGACGCCCGCGAGCGCAGCUACCAGGGCGUGGUGCAGUUCGCCGUGUCGCUGGUGGACGCCCUCCUCUUCGUGCACUACCUGGCGGUGGUCCUGCUGGAGCUGCGCCAGCUCCAGCCGCAGUUCACGCUCAAGGUCGUGCGCUCCACCGACGGGGCCAGCCGCUUUUACAACGUGGGCCACCUCAGCAUCCAGCGCGUGGCAGUAUGGAUCCUGGAGAAGUAUUACCACGACUUCCCUGUCUACAACCCUGCCCUCCUCAACCUGCCCAAGUCCGUCCUGGCCAAGAAAGUGUCUGGCUUCAAGGUGUAUUCCCUCGGAGAGGAAAACAGCACCAACAACUCCACCGGCCAAUCUCGGGCUGUGAUCGCGGCGGCAGCCCGGAGGCGCGACAACAGCCACAAUGAGUAUUACUACGAAGAGGCUGAACACGAACGGAGGGUGCGCAAGAGGAGGGCCAGGCUCGUGGUGGCAGUGGAGGAGGCCUUCACUCACAUUAAGCGGCUGCAGGAAGAAGAGCAGAAGAACCCCAGGGAGGUGAUGGACCCCCGGGAGGCGGCCCAGGCCAUCUUCGCAUCUAUGGCCCGUGCCAUGCAGAAGUACCUCCGGACCACCAAGCAGCAGCCUUACCAUACCAUGGAGAGCAUCCUGCAGCAUCUGGAAUUCUGCAUCACCCACGACAUGACACCCAAGGCCUUCCUGGAGCGGUACCUGGCAGCUGGACCCACCAUCCAGUACCACAAGGAACGCUGGCUGGCCAAGCAGUGGACACUGGUGAGCGAGGAGCCAGUGACCAACGGGCUCAAGGAUGGCAUCGUUUUUCUCCUAAAACGCCAGGACUUCAGCCUGGUGGUCAGCACCAAGAAGGUCCCAUUCUUCAAACUCUCAGAGGAAUUUGUGGAUCCCAAGUCACACAAGUUUGUCAUGAGGCUGCAGUCUGAGACCUCCGUGUGACUGUGCAACAGCAGGGGGAGUGAGACACUCUGGGGGCUUCUGGGGGGCGGUGGGGGCUUGGUCCUCAGGCCCAGCUACAUUCCUGCCACCCUUCCUCCUCUUGCUCUUGGUUUUUUUACUUGAAUUGACUCGCCCCCACCCACUCCCCAGCUUCCUUAGAUUACCCCAUGUGAACCUGGAGAGACCGUCCUGCUGUCCACAGUACCCGGGAAAUCCCCUCCCCCAGGCCCUGCAG
Carlito syrichta (Philippine tarsier) is the source of this 2220-nucleotide messenger RNA. It is a transcript of the gene VANGL2, whose product is annotated as VANGL planar cell polarity protein 2. The record is from RefSeq and is a predicted model, not a curated record. NCBI's taxonomy places the organism in Eukaryota, Metazoa, Chordata, Mammalia, Primates, Tarsiidae. The transcript is spliced from 8 exons. Gene Ontology annotation, cellular component: plasma membrane. Gene Ontology annotation, biological process: Wnt signaling pathway, planar cell polarity pathway; multicellular organism development; establishment of planar polarity. The coding region runs from base 420 to 1985 and encodes 521 amino acids.